GGUAAAUAUGGGAUAGUUUGGGCCACAUGGAUCCAGCAGGCCAGUACAAAAAAUUAGGCGUGGGCAGUUGGAGCCCAAUUAUAACUUCGGCGUCCUUAUGUACGCCAACUUGGCUACUCUACGCCACCGAUCGAACCAGAGAAUUAAUUAACAAAAUGGAACAUUUUACCCCUCUCUCUCUCUGUCUCUGUCUGCUACUCUUCGCUACCUUCGUCCUCUGCAUUUUUCGCCUGCUAAAAUGGAGUAUCAUCCCGUUCCCCUCAAAGUCCAGUCGGUUACCACCCUCACCAACAUCCUUUCCCAUUGUCGGUCACAUUCACCACCUCAAAGACAUGCCCCACAUCUCCUUCACCCGACUCGCCCACCAACUCGGCCCCAUAAUCUACCUCCGACUCGGCCGAGUCCCAACCGUCAUCAUCUCCUCCGCUCGCCUCGCUCGUCUCGUCCUCAAAACCCACGACCAAGUCUUCGCAAGCCGACCCCAGCUGAUCGCAGCUCAGUACCUCUCCUUCGGCUGUUCCGACAUCACCUUCUCGCCUUACGGUCCUUACUGGCGCCAAGCACGCAAAAUCUGCGUCACCGAGUUGCUGAGUUCGAAACGGGUCAACGCAUUCCAACUCGUAAGGGACGAGGAGGUGAACAGGAUGCUGAAUUCUGUCCGAGAUGGGGCCGGGUCGAAGCUGGACAUGAGCAAGGCGUUCUUCACCUUGGCAAACGAUACACUGUGCCGCGUGGCGUUCGGGAAGAGGUUCGGGAAUAACUCUGAUCUGGUGGAGGUGUUAGCUGAAACUCAGGCUUUGCUUGCAGGGUUUUGCAUAGGUGAUUUUUUCCCCGAGUGGAAGUGGGUCAACUGGGUGAGUGGGUUUAAGAAAAGGUUGGAAAACAACUUGGAGGAUUUGAGAAAAGUAUGCAAUGGAAUAAUAAAUGAGCAUGUUGCCCCUAAAAAUGGAUCAGAAACAUUAAUGACGGGUGGUAGGGAAGAUUUGGUGGAUGUUCUGCUUCGGGUGCAACAGCGAGAUGAUUUGGAGGUACCCAUUACAGGCGACAAUCUCAAAGCUCUGGUGCUGGACAUGUUUGUAGCAGGAACAGAUACAACAUCGGCCACUCUAGAGUGGACAUUGACAGAGUUAGUGAGACAUCCAAAAGUGUUGGAAAAAGCACAAGAAGAAGUUAGAAAUUUAGCAUUUGAAACCGGGAAAGUAAACGAGACUCAUCUUCAACACCUUCAUUACAUGAAAGCUGUAGUGAAGGAGACAAUGAGAUUGCACCCACCGGUACCUCUACUGGUUCCUCGAGAAUCCAUGGACAAAUGCAUUCUCGAUGGCUACGAAAUACCUGCGAAAACUCGGGUUCUGAUCAACGCCUACGCCAUCGGAAGGGAUCCGAAGUCAUGGGAAGAUCCUCUUGUUUAUAAUCCCGAGAGGUUUAUUGAUCAGGAUGAGGGUAGUGUUGUGGAUGGUCAUGUCAAGGAUCAAGAUUUCAAGUUUUUGCCAUUUGGAGGAGGAAGAAGAGGUUGCCCUGGUUAUGGCUUUGGAUUAGCAACGGUUGAGAUUGCACUGGCUCGGCUCUUGUAUCAUUUUGAUUGGGAUUUGCCUCCGGAAGUUGGGCCUCAAGAUGUUGACCUUGAUGAGAUUUUUGGGCUUGCCACCAGAAAGAAGUCUGCGCUUGUUCUUGUCCCAACGGCAAAUAAGGAUUACGUUUUAGCUUUAGAUUAAAAUCCAUCCCGAGCUAUAUCUUGCCAUAUACAAUGCACUUUUGUAGUACUCGUGAAAGAAACUGCACGCUUAUCAUACGAUGUUGUGUAUCUCCUUCUCAUCCUGUAAUCAAAACCAGCUGUUUGAGAACAUAGUCAAUUGAAAAUUAAUGUUGGUCUAUAUAUCGAUCAGAUCACUGGGCUAGUUUUUAGUAUUUAUUGGUUGUAGAACUUUAUCAAUUUAAUCUAUUGAUCAAGGGAAAAAACUGUUGUAUUUUGGGCCAAAAAUUUGAAUGAUUUGUAAAUGGGCUUUUGGGCCUUUAUUUUUGGUUUGUCU
Molecule: messenger RNA, 2030 nt
Organism: Ziziphus jujuba (common jujube)
Lineage: Eukaryota; Viridiplantae; Streptophyta; Magnoliopsida; Rosales; Rhamnaceae
Product: tryptamine 5-hydroxylase
Exons: 2
Coding region: 27-1715 (562 amino acids)
Molecular function (GO): heme binding; iron ion binding; oxidoreductase activity, acting on paired donors, with incorporation or reduction of molecular oxygen
Source: RefSeq, a predicted model, not a curated record